Molecule: messenger RNA, 2439 nt
Organism: Lobosporangium transversale
Lineage: Eukaryota; Fungi; Mortierellomycota; Mortierellomycetes; Mortierellales; Mortierellaceae
Exons: 4
Coding region: 1-2439 (812 amino acids)
Source: RefSeq, a predicted model, not a curated record
AUGGAUUUUUCAUCCUCAACUAAUCCAUGGAAUGCAGCACAUUCAAAGGACAAUCACUCUUGUCAGUCUCAGUCCGAGCCCUGUUAUUGCCAUGAUAAAGAACGAGCGCAGGAUGAUGGCCUCAAGGCAUUCUUGCCACCAGGGUUUGAUUCACUUGAAGAAUAUUUAGCUAGCCUGCAGUCGUUUUUGGCCCGUUGUGAACCGAUUACGAAUCUUAUGAUUGUCGAUUAUUUCACAACCAACUCUUGGGAGACUCGGAUGCCUCAAGAGUGGAGAGAUGCCUUCGAAUCAGAUCAAGGAAGGCUUAGCUCAUUGGAUCUAAUGGAGCUUGUCAGUCUUGGGAAACUGAGAGAUUUUAAAGCAGCCCCUGCGUGUCCAAAGUCAACAAAGUCAUCAUCAUCAUCACCCUCACUAGUAUUAACGUCUUUAUCAAAAGCCACUACGGACUUGUGCUCUGGAUCUUCAAAGAGGGUAGACCAAGAGCCACAGGAUUGGCCAGAGUCACUAAAAGAGUUUGUCAGCAUGGUUAAAAGGCUCUCAAUCAAUCGAACUCUUGACCCAGAGUUCACAAAGUUCAAAAACACGCUUGAUAUUCACUUAAUUCCAGGAAUGUCACCAAAGAAGCUUCAUGAGGUCGAGAUUUUGAGUGGCUUGAUAGCUUCAUAUGCAAAGGAUCAUGCAAUCAGAUCAGUUAUUGAUCUAGGUGCGGGACAGGGUUAUCUGAGCAGGGUUUUAGCCUUCCAGCACCAGCUGUGUGUUCUAGGAGUAGACUCAAAUACAAUUCAGACAUGUGGUGCUCAAACGACACAAAAGCGGACAGAGAAGCUUUUUGUCAACAAGUCAAAAUUGAAAAAACUGGGCGGAAGUAACAGAAAGGGUAGAGAAAAGGUGCCAUCUCUCUCUUCGAAACAAAGUCAAAGCAAUCAAGUAUCUAUGCCAUCCUUUACAACCGGAGCAAUAACAUCGACAACAACAGCUUUGACGGAGAGCUCAUCACCACUUCUAUCACCGGUGGUAGAAACAUCAGGAUUGGCAGUAAUGGGUGUUACACCUAUUGAUACGAUGACAACUAAUUCAGGGCCAGUGUUUGAUAAAGCAGCUACGCUUGCGGAUGAAACACCCUUAUUGAUUCCGGCAUCAUCCUCUAUGGCUUCAUCUUCGACUGUAUCAGAUUCUGCAUUACCAAAACCAUGUAAAAAGCUUAAAACUGGAACGAGGUCUAGCAGCAGCCCUGCAAAUCCUGCGACAGGAAGUAGUAAUGGUUCAUGUAAAAAGACUAACCGGUCCAGGAGAUCAAGAGCAAAACGAGAGGAAACACAAAAUAUUCCUGGUUCAGACACCUCUACCGAGACUGCUGUAUCAACUUCUGGAUCAACAGACAUUCCGAAUAUAUCAAUCUCCACGUGUGAUGCCUCAUUAAGCUCGCACACAACAAAUCAUAUAGAUAAAGAGCAGCUGAAGCAGGAAGAGGGAAGCAAAACUGCAUUUGAUUCUGCAAGUGAUCCAAACCUUGCAGCCACACCAGGAAGUAACUUUCAACUGCAACAUAUCACACAUCAUAUCACUGCAGCUACAUUGCCUACAUUACUGAAAGAGCAUUUCCCAAAGAAACCAAAGUGUGUGGCAGCUCAAACAUGUGAAAACAAUGACACCCACCUACAAUUAGGGCAUCGCCAGGACUGUAUACCCGAUGAUGAAGAAGAAGAAGAGGGUCGUUGGACGCUAUGUGGGCUCCAUGCGUGCGGCGAUUUGACUAGCAAUAUGAUUAAGCUUUAUCUCGAAAGUUCUGCAACUUGCUUAUUCAGUGUUGGAUGUUGCUAUCAUUGGAUCACAGAGCGAUUUGACAAAGACGGGAAUAUCGCCAUCUCUGACGGAACUCAUGGUUUUCCGUUGAGCACAGCAUUCAAUCGACAUUCGAUUCAUCUGGGUGAGCAUGCCAAAAUGAUUGCUUGCCAGUCCCCAGAGCGAUGGCUCAAGUAUCAAAAAGAGACUGAGGAUGCUAUUCAUGGUCAUUAUUUCCGUGCACUUCUUCACAAACUCAUGGUAGAAAGAGGGCUGUAUCCAGGACCUCCAGCUGUUGCGCCUGUAUUAGGGAGAAUGGGGAAACAUCGAUUGAAAGGGUUUCCUCAUUACCUUUCCACUGCGAUUAAUCGUUUGCAUUUACCGACUGAUGUUAUUAAACCUGAGGAGGCGCAGGCUGCAUACGAAGAGUUUUUGGAACAAGAUUUAUACAGGAUUGGGAUUCUGUGGGCUCUCAGAACAAUGCUAGGUCCCCUAUUUGAAGGGAUGAUAUUGCUUGAUAGAGCAACAUAUUUGUAUGAGAAUAUUGUUGAAAGAAAUGACAAGAAUGCUGUCAAGAAAGGAUCCGUACAAUUAAUAGCAGGAUUUGAUGUUGUAGAGAGUCCACGGAAUAUGAUAUUGAUUGCACUUAAAGACUAA